Symbiodinium sp. CCMP2592 is the source of this 2244-nucleotide messenger RNA. The record is from the annotation of a GenBank genome assembly. NCBI's taxonomy places the organism in Eukaryota, Dinophyceae, Suessiales, Symbiodiniaceae.
AUGAGGGCCACCCAGUUCCUGCAGGUCUGCACCAGGACCACAGCUUAUAAUGCCAGUGGAAGGAACAGUGAAUUCAUCGCGCUGGCAGAACGGGCACGACCUUGCACCAUUUUCUACAACACCACUCUGGCAGCUGCCAAGGAGAAUCAUGAGUGGGACUUGGCGUUGUAUUUGUUUGCAACAUCGGCGGAAAGACGACUUACAUCAGAUGUCGUGUCUCUGAAUACUUGCAUGAGUGCUUGCGCAAAGGGCAUGUUCUGGGAGAAAGCCGUCAGCCUAUUGCAUGAUGCUGGGCGGCACGGGCUGCAGCCUGACACCAUAUCACUUAAUACCUGCAUUAGCGCAUGUUCGCGAGCUUUGCUGUGGCAGAAGGCCCUCGCCAUUUUUUCCUUGUUCGGUCCUUCAAGACUGCAGCCUUCAGAGGUGUCGCAUUGUGCCUUAAUCACCAUUUUUGAGAAAGCCACUGCUUGGGAAAAGGCUCUGUCAUGCUUCAAAGACCGGAUGCAAACAGACGGUGGCAUUUCUGUAGUAACAGUCAAUAGCACAAUUGCCGCCUGCGACCAGGGCCACCGAUGGGACAUGGCAUUGGCCAUUUUCCAUCGUGGUCGCCAACAGACGUUGGUCAAUUUGGUGACAUACAACUCCACAAUGAGUGCCUGCUCCCGGGCUAGCCAAUGGACACAUGUGCUGGACUUGCUCAAGUUACUGCGGCUUCAGCGUCUUCGCAUGGACCAACGCAGCCUCAAUUCAGCAGUGAGUGCGUGCGAGCGGGCUCGAAUUUGGCAAGUGGCUGGGAAGGUGCUGUCUGAUGCAUCUGCUGCUGGGCUGUCGCCUGAUGUGUUCACGUACACAUCCAUGAUUACAGCUUGUUCUGAUCAUCAGCACUGGCUAGAAGCAGUACGGACAUUCCGGAACAUGGGGAAGCUGUCGAUUUCGCCCAACAGCCACACCUACAACUCUCUGAUUGAUGCGUGUGGGAAAGGGCAACAGUGGGAGAUGGCGGUAGGUUUUUUGCAGGAGAUGAUCAAGGAUGGCAUAGAUACCAAUGCGGUCACGGUGAGCUCAAUAGCUACAGCAUGUCAGGAAGGACGGGAGUGGGAGCUGGCUUUGGUGAUGAUGCAGGAGAUCUACAGCUCCCAUGUCCAACAAGACAACAUCGUUGCCAUAAACUCGGGCCUUGGCGCGUACGCAAAGGGAUGGCAGUGGGAAUUCGUGCUUAUCCUUCUUGAAGACUUCCAGCUUCGUGGGCUCAGACUGGACACUGUUUCCUUCAACACUGGGCUGCAUGCGUGUCAGAAAAGCUACGAGUGGGCCCAGGCCUUGGCACUUUUCGAUCACAUGCUGGUGAGUGCCACGCAGCCGGACAUCAUUUCAGGCAAUGUCGUCGUGAGUGCCUGCGAGAAGGGUCAGAAGUGGGAUAAAGCAAUUUCUUUCUUUGAGUCGAUGGGACCGGUCCACGGCUUUCGGCCAGGAGUUGUUGCAUACAGCGCCAGCAUCACUGCAUUGUCGCAUGGCCACAAGUGGAAGCAUGCAUGUGAGAAGUUGGCUGACAUGGUACUCAGCAGACUGCAGCCGAAUGUCACCACGUAUUCGUCGCUUAUCACAGCGCUGGAACUUGGACAGCAAUGGCAGAAGGCAAUGCUGGUCUUUGAAGCUAUGGCGUUGGAGCCGGACGAGGCAUGUCUGAAUGCAAGCAUAAAGGCUGCUGCAACGGGCUCCCACUGGAGAGGUAUUUGUCACUUUUUACAGCAGUUCGAUGAGCGAGGAUUACGGCUUGAUGCCAGGACUUUUGCCAGUAGCAUUGCCGGGCUGGCACGGGUUGGGCGAUGGCAACAUGCAGUUCACUGUCUUGAGAGAUGUUUACUGGAGGUGGACCCAAUGCGUUUGGAGUUUGCGGCGCCUCUUAAUGCGGCACUCUUCGGGCUCUCAAAACAGUGGCUCUGGCAAAGGGUGCUUUCUCUGCUUGCAUCCGCCGAAUGCAGAGCACAUCAGCGAGUCUCAUCAGAAAUUCAGCUUGCCUUGUCAAAGGGAGGUCGUUCAAUUGAGACGCCCGGUUGGCAACCUCACUUCGAUGCAGCACAUCGUACAUUCCGCACCUUCUUCAACAAGCUUGCGCAAGGUAACAUUCCCAAGCUGGAAUAUGACAACGCUAUGAUUGCGUUCGAGAGCAGUCCGGAGGGUUGUCGCACAAUCCGUGAGGAAUUGAAUCGGAAGGGAUUCACUUUGCACGUAAUGUUGAACUGA